Phodopus roborovskii (desert hamster) is the source of this 2506-nucleotide messenger RNA. RefSeq names its product histo-blood group ABO system transferase 1. Lineage: Eukaryota; Metazoa; Chordata; Mammalia; Rodentia; Cricetidae. The transcript is spliced from 3 exons. Gene Ontology annotation, cellular component: membrane; vesicle; Golgi apparatus. Gene Ontology annotation, molecular function: glycoprotein-fucosylgalactoside alpha-N-acetylgalactosaminyltransferase activity. The record is from RefSeq and is a predicted model, not a curated record. Bases 418 to 1233 code for a protein of 271 amino acids. Gene Ontology annotation, biological process: carbohydrate metabolic process.
UCCUAUCAGGCAGAGGACAAAGCCUAGGUCUUGGGACAGGACCAAGGAGCUGGAGACGCAUAGGGGUGCUUCUGAGUCCUGAGAGCUGGAGUUGAAAAGUGUAAACAGCCGCUAGCAUUAAAGGCCUUGCAGGGAGUUGAGGGUCCCUAGGCAGGAACUGCACAGGAUGCUCUGGGGUGGGAUGAACGGGAGGGGCGCCGGUUGUGUGCCCCUAGGGCUGAGUGUGUGCCCCAGGGUAAUGGUCUGGGAGGGGCGGAGUUACAGGCUAGGAGGGGCGGGGCUUCUCCGCACCAGCUCAGGCCUUUUGGGUUCUGUCUCCUAAACGGUUGGUUGUCUUUAGGAAGCUCGGGGUGUGGGAGGAUCUGUGUUCCCUGCGUCCCUUCCUGCCAGUAUCCUUCCGGUGAGCGUUGAGCUCCGAUGCUACGGUGGUGGGUGUCACGAGCUGGAUCAGGUGCCGAGGAGCUGCGAUUGGGGAGACCAAAAUGCUGCUCGCUUCACCUUGGAAUCCUUCCCCUCAUAGUGCUUGCCUUGGUCUUCUUUGGGUACGUGGUGUUCCUGAAGCUGUUCCUGGAGACUGCAGAGCAGCACUUCAUGGUGGGACACAAGGUCAUCUACUAUGUUUUCACUGACCGUCCAGCUGAUGUGCCGCAGGUGCCCCUGGGAGCCGGACGGAAGCUGGUGGUGCUAACCGUGCGCAACUACAGCCGCUGGCAGGAUGUGUCCAUGCACAGGAUGGAAAUGAUCAGCCGCUUCUCAGAGCAGCGCUUUCUGCAUGAGGUGGAUUACCUGGUGUGCGCAGAUGUGGACAUGAAGUUCAGUGACCACGUGGGUGUGGAGAUUCUCUCAGCACUCUUUGGUACCCUGCACCCUGGCUUCUACAGAGCCAGCCGAGAGGCCUUUACCUAUGAGCGCAGGCCAAAGUCCCAGGCCUACAUCCCCUGGGAUGAGGGUGACUUUUACUACAUGGGGGCCUUCUUUGGGGGGUCAGUGGUGGAGGUGUACCAUCUCACCAAGGCCUGUCAUCAGGCUAUGAUGGAGGACAAGGCCAAUGGCAUCGAGGCUGUGUGGCAUGAUGAGAGCCAUCUGAACAAGUACCUGCUACACCACAAGCCAACAAAGGUGCUGUCCCCAGAGUACAUGUGGGACCAGCAGCUGCUGGGCUGGCCCUCCAUCAUGAAGAAGCUGAGAUACGUGGCUGUACCCAAGAACCAUCAGGCAAUCAGGAACCGAUAGCUGAGUUCCUAUGGAAAGGCCAGACCUAUAUCCAGGGGCACUCCAGGAACUGGAAGGAUUUGAGAGACAUUACUGAAGGGUCUCCCUCUACCCCACCUGAGACUCCAGCAGCCCUGGUACCAGCCACUUGGUUUACCACACGCUGAGCCCCCAGAGUGACGGCCACCUUCAGCUCCCACUGUGUCCCUGUGCUCCUAUUCAGUGAGAUGGUAGCAGGAGACUCCAGAACACGGGAGAAACUCAACUCUGUCAUGCAGUUACCUGAGGGCCUGGGUAUCCUCACUCAGCUUGUCCCUUCCUCUGCUAGGAGGCUUGAUAGAUGGCAGUGUUAAGUAUUAGAUUUCUGGUUGUUGGGUUCCUCCACCACUGAUGCAAUAAGCCAAAUCAAACCAUAUUGGUAAACUCAGGUCUAAUGAAUAGAGCAAAACAACUUCUGGGUGACCGUUGGGGAGGCAGGGGAGGAGUAACAUGACAAACAUGGCUACCAGGUCUUAUAUAGCCUGUAGGCAGAGUUUUGAGCAGCCCCACGGAGGGUCUGACUUUUAGCUGGUUUUCUCAGGGGUGGGGUUUGGAAUGGGGAGGAGUGAUACUAGUGUGUCAAAUGAGGCCCCUAACUGGAGUUUCCCAACACCCCAACCUUUUGGGGUAUAUAUAUGGAUAGCAGUAGGGCUUCUACCUAAACAGCCAGUGCCCUUAGGAUUGGGCAGGAGGGCAGGGAGACUCAGCCUGGAGGCCUCAGAGGUGCUUAGCGCCUGUCAGCCCAGCUGGCCGAUCAGCACCCUGUGACCAUCGCCUCUGCUCAUUUUUGAUUUGUGAAUAGCUAGUUAUGCAACCUGGGAAUAAGUGUAUUUCUAGGUGCUAUAGGAAGUUUUUAAUUUUCUUUUUAAAAUUUUUUAUUAAUUUUAUUUUUAAAAAAUUCUUUAAAGGUCUUGAGUGCUCAUGCCUACUUGCCAGGAGAGGGCAUUAGAUCCCAUUAUAGAUGGUUAUGAGCCCCCAUGUGGUUGCGGGGAACUGAGCUCAGGAUCUCUGGAAGGGCAGUCAGUGUUCUUAACCUAACCACUGAGCCAUCUCUCCAGCCCUCUUUUUCUUUUUUUGAGGUAGUUGGGAGUGAACCCAGGGCCUCCUCGAUGCUGGUCAGGACUGAAGUCCAGGCUGUCUCCUAGAGACACAUGACUGAACUUGCUGCGUGUUAGGUUCACUACUUUAUUUUAAUACUCUAGCUUUCAUUUGAAAUGUCCAAAAUAAAGAGAUUGUUACUUUGCUUUUCCUUUUA